Messenger RNA from Sceloporus undulatus (fence lizard), 4025 nucleotides. It is a transcript of the gene DIS3, whose product is annotated as DIS3 homolog, exosome endoribonuclease and 3'-5' exoribonuclease. Gene Ontology annotation, biological process: rRNA catabolic process. NCBI's taxonomy places the organism in Eukaryota, Metazoa, Chordata, Lepidosauria, Squamata, Phrynosomatidae. Gene Ontology annotation, molecular function: RNA binding; 3'-5'-RNA exonuclease activity; endonuclease activity. The record is from RefSeq and is a predicted model, not a curated record. The coding region runs from base 617 to 3499 and encodes 960 amino acids. The transcript has 21 exons. Gene Ontology annotation, cellular component: cytoplasmic exosome (RNase complex); nuclear exosome (RNase complex).
AGUUAAGGGAUAAAGCAGAGCGUGGCGCGAGGGAAAAGUAGUUCCCUACUCCCUCCGACGUCACACGAAUUGAUCUCCAAAGUGCCUGGUCGAAUCGCGCCUCUAUUUCUAGCUCUAUGUUUGCACUCUCAAGAUUCUUGUGUCUUUGGGCUGCUCCCGGCGCACUAAAUUGUGGGAGGUCUCUGGUGGCAUAAAGAAGAGCGUGGCGCGAGGAUACUGAGAGUCUCGCGAACGUUCUUGAAGCGCAAGAAUCUCCAAAGCGCCUAGUUUGGCUCGCGCUUCUAUCUCUAUAUCGCCCUCUUACUACUGUCUUGACUCUUUGAGCUGGGCUGCUCUCCCGGCGCAGUGCAUUAUGGGAGACUCUGGCGGCAGCGUCGGUUAAACGAAGGGAUAGUGGAGAACAGGGGGGGCGUUCCUGAAGCGCAAGGAUCCCCAAAGGGCCUGGUCGAAUCAUCGCGCUUCUAUUGGUCUAGCUCUAUGUUUCCCUCCGUGUCGUCGUCUCUCAGAACUGAGCUGCCCCUGGCGCAGUGCAUUGUGGGAGGCUCUGACGUCACAGCAGAGUCGGUUAAAGACUAGGGAUAAAGAAGAAGAGCGUGCGGCGCCAGGAGGAGGAAGGAUGCUGACCUCGCGGACGUUCCUGAAGCGCACUCGUGCCGGCGCGGUGCUGAAGGUGGUGCGCGAGCACUACCUGCGCGAGGACAUCGGCUGCGGGGCAGCCGCCUGCGCGCUCUGCGGCGGCCACGACUCUCCUGAGGGGGCCCCCUUCCUGGAAGCAGAGCCCAGCGGCGCCGCCAGCAGCCUCUGCCCCGAGCCCCACUACCUCCUCCCCGACACCAACCUCCUCCUGCACCAGGUUGAUAUUCUCGAAGACCCUGUCAUUAGGAACGUUAUUGUACUUCAGACAGUCCUGCAGGAAGUGAGAAAGCGAAGUGCGCCUGUGUACAAGAGAAUAAAAGACGUAAUAGCUAACCCUGAAAAGCACUUCUAUUCCUUCACUAAUGAGCAUCAUAAGGAAACAUAUAUAGAACAAGAACAAGGGGAAAAUUCUAAUGAUCGCAAUGAUAGAGCCAUCAGAGUAGCAGUAAAGUGGUACAAUGAACAUCUGGCAAAGUUACAAACUGAAGAAAAGAUUAAAGUUAUCUUGCUCACCAAUGACAGAAAAAAUAAAAAUAAAGCCGUGGAAGAGGGAAUAACUGCUUAUACAUGCGAAGAAUACAUAAAGAGCUUAAUAGCUAAUCCUGAGCUUGUAGAUCGUCUUGCCUGCUUAAAUGAUGAAGGGAAUGAGAUAGAAAGUGGAAGGAUUAUUUUCUCAGAGCAUCUUCCUCUUAGCAAAUUGCAGCAGGGUAUAAAGUCCGGCCUCUACCUUCAAGGAACUUUCAGAGCUAACAGAGAUAAUUACCUUGAAGCUACUGUUUGGGUUCAUGGAGAUGGAGACCAGAGAGAGGUAAUAAUACAAGGGCUUAGAAACCUGAACCGUGCAGUGCAUGAAGAUAUUGUAGCAGUGGAACUUUUGUCAAAAGAUGCGUGGGCUGCACCAUCCUCUGUGGUCUUACUUGACGAUGAGGCUCAAAAUGAAGAUGAUGAUGUCGAAAAAGAAGAGGAGAAAGAAAACAGUCUGAAGACGUCUGUGAACAAGAAUAUGCUGCGACCAACUGGCAGAGUGGUGGGCAUUAUAAAAAGAAACUGGAGGCCUUACUGUGGAAUGCUUUCUAAAUCACAAAUUAAAGAGUCAAGGAGGCAUUUAUUUACGCCAGCUGAUCGUCGAAUUCCUCGGAUUCGAAUAGAAACAAGGCAAGCUUCAACACUUGAAGGACAAAGAAUUAUUGUUGCCAUUGAUGGUUGGCCUAGAAGUUCAAGAUACCCUCAUGGUCAUUUUGUAAAGAAUUUAGGAGCCGCUGGAGAUAAAGAAACUGAGACUGAAGUCCUGUUGCUUGAACAUGAUGUCCCUCACCAACCAUUCUCCCAAGCAGUUCUUAGCUUCCUUCCUCAAAUGCCCUGGAGCAUUACUGACAAGGACAUGAAAUUUAGAGAAGACCUAAGGCAUUUGUGUGUGUGUAGUGUGGAUCCUCCUGGCUGUACUGAUAUUGAUGAUGCAUUGCACUGCAGGGACUUGGAAAAUGGAAAUCUGGAGGUUGGUGUACACAUUGCAGACGUCAGCCAUUUCAUUCGACCAGGAAAUGCUUUGGAUCAAGAAUCUGCAAAAAGAGGGACAACCGUGUAUUUGUGUGAAAAAAGGAUUGAUAUGGUUCCAGAGCUACUUAGUUCUAACUUAUGUUCGUUGAGAUCCAACGUUGACAGGCUUGCAUUUUCAUGCAUUUGGGAACUGACUCACAAUGCGGAAAUACUGAGCACACGAUUUACCAAAAGUGUCAUUAAUUCCAAGGCUUCCCUUACAUAUGCUGAGGCACAAAUGAGAAUAGAUUCUGCCAGCAUGAAUGAUGACAUUACUUGUAGCCUGCGUGGAUUAAAUAAACUAGCCAAAAUUCUUAAGAAGCGUCGAAUAGAUAAUGGGGCUUUAACACUGGCUUCGCCUGAAGUUCGCUUCCACAUGGAUAGUGAAACUCAUGAUCCUAUCGAUUUACAGACAAAGGAACUCAAGGAAACAAACUCCAUGGUUGAAGAGUUCAUGUUGCUUGCUAAUAUUUCUGUAGCACAAAAGAUCUAUGAUGAAUUCUCAGAGCAUGCCUUGCUGAGAAAGCAUCCAGCUCCACCACCCUCUAAUUAUGACAUCCUUGUGAAGGCAGCAAAGUCUAAGGGUUUGGAAAUCAAAACUGACUCUGCAAAAGCUCUGGCUGAUUCCCUAGAUCGUGCAGAAUCCCUGUCUUUCCCAUACUUGAACACCCUGUUACGUAUUUUGGCUACCCGCUGUAUGAUGCAAGCUGUUUAUUUUUGCUCAGGAAUGGACAAUGACUUUCAUCACUAUGGUUUAGCAUCACCUAUUUAUACACAUUUUACUUCACCAAUCAGAAGAUAUGCUGAUAUUAUAGUGCAUCGACUGCUGGCUGUGGCUAUUGGAGCAGACAGUACAUACCCUGACCUCACAGAUAAACAUAAAUUGGCAGAACUGUGUAACAAUCUCAAUUAUAGGCAUAAAAUGGCUCAGUAUGCACAGAGAGCUUCUGUUACCUUCCACACACAGUUAUUUUUCAAAAGCAAGGAUGUGGUGAAUGAAGAAGCAUAUAUUCUGUUUGUAAGGAAGAAUGCCAUUGUGGUUCUAAUUCCCAAAUAUGGCUUAGAAGGCACUGUCUUCUUUGAAGAAAAGGAUAAGCCAAAACCAACACUGCUGUACAACGACGAGAUACCAUCUCUUACUGUGGAAGGCACAACUUUCCAUACGUUUGACAAAGUAACAGUGAACAUCAUGUUAGACGCUUCCAAUGUCCAACACCAGAAAAUACGCAUGGCCUUGGUAGAGCCAACGGUACCAGGUAUUAGUGUUCCCAGCCAACAAAGCAGUAAAUGUGAACCAGAAAAGAAGAAGAAGAAGCUAGGGGAAUAGUUUCAUUUUAGCAAUUAAUACAUUUUCAACUGUUCAGUUAUGUUUGAAAAGCAUGUAUGACCUUUUAUACAAUUUUAAAAAUUCCUACAGAAAUUUGUUAAGUGUGAUUUGUACCUAUGUCCAAACAUUUUUAUUCUGAUACAAUGCAAUUUUUAAAUGCUAUUCAUGUAUUGUAUUAAAGGCCCCAGUGACAAAAAGAAGCUGAUCUUUUGGGAAUCCUUGGUUCUGCCUACCGAAGCAGAAAAAAAUGAAGUUUCAAUAUGGAACAUUUUCCUAAUGCAAGAUAGUCUGUAUUUAAGCUUUGACAGUUAGAACUGCUCUGUACCUUAGAAAUCAUAAGAUUUCAGAGUUAGGACCUGCUUUAUUUCUAGGCUGCAGUAAAGGUCUGUUUCUGAUGUUUACUCCUGUACAUCUAUCCCUUCCUGUCCUAUUUGUCUACUUUUAUUGAACAAAAAAAAUAGCACAUGUCACUGUUAUUAUGAAAUAGUGAUAAUGUAUAUAAGAAUAAAAAUAUAUAAACCAGAAA